Thunnus maccoyii (southern bluefin tuna) is the source of this 1244-nucleotide messenger RNA. Its product is annotated as putative nuclease HARBI1. The record is from RefSeq and is a predicted model, not a curated record. The transcript has 4 exons. Lineage: Eukaryota; Metazoa; Chordata; Actinopteri; Scombriformes; Scombridae. The coding region runs from base 731 to 1090 and encodes 119 amino acids.
AUAUUCUAUUAUUAUUGGGAAAGUUUUUUUUAAUAUAUAAAUGUAGAUAUUUCAAAACUAAACCUAAUUUAAACCAUUGGAAGAAUGAGUUAAAACUCUUGAGUAAGUCUCUAAAACUUGUUAAUGACAAGAAAGCCCUUAAACUUUUUUCAUUAUUAGAAAGAUUUAAGUUGAUUUGAAAUAGCCCUGCUUUUUGUGUACUGGAUUUUUUUUACUUUUUAGUUUUUUAGGUUUUUUAAAAAAUUUUUCAUCUAUAUCUUUAUUUCAGAACUUUGUUCUGUUAUUGUUGGUUUCCUAUUAUUUUGCUCAACCUGAGGCAGAAGGACUCUAUUGAAUAUGACACGAAAAAGUGCCUGUUUGAUUCAAAAUGUCAAAAAAAAGAGAAAAAAAAAGAAUAAAAAUAAAAAAUAAAAACAGUCCCAUGGAUGUAUGACCUGUCCGUGCGGUCACAACUCUGUUCCUGUAAACGGCGAUCAACUGCGCACGUGUGGAACGCGUCCUCCAAGCAGACCCCAGAAGGUAUUAUAAACAGAACCGUCCUUAGUGUCCCCAGCUGUCCGUGUGCGAGUCCGCUCGCGAGUAGGGUGGAUGCAUGGAGAGACGCCAGGGAACCAAGCGAGGAGCGAGGAAACGAGGAAAUAUGUUUUAGAGAAAUGAGACGUCCUUUCUGUGAAGCUUCAUGUGAAGCGACGUCCAUUGCUGAUGACGGCGGCAGCUGAUCACAGCACAUAUGUGGAUUCUGCUGAGCUUGGUUUAUGCUCGACGCACUGUCUCCGGCGAGAGGAUGCGCGCGCAAGGUGAUGCAGAGAACCUCAGCAAAAAUACAGUCUGCAAUGCUAUUCAUAAGGUGGAGCUACUGGACGUCGUCGUCAUGUUCCCUGGCCACUUGCCCACACAAUCCAUAAAAGAGAUAGCAGGGUUCCCCAGAGUGAUUGGUGCCUUAGACUGCACCCAUAUACCCAUCUCUGCAUGUCAGGCUGAGAAUGAGGUGGAUUAUGUAAAUCGCAAAUCAUUCUACAGCCCUAAUGUUCAGGGCUGUUCAGUGGAGUGUCGCUGGGUGACAGGGAGUACGCCUGCCAGCCCUUUUUGAUGACCCCCUAUCCUGACCCUGUUGCAGGCCCACAAAGUCGUUUCAACGUGGCCCUUACCAAGACCAGGGUCAGGAUUGAGAUGGUAUUUAGCAUACUCAAUCUGUCAACCCAACUUGUCAAAGCAGAUGGCCGCCCCCCGAGAGCCAGGUUCUG